This is a messenger RNA of Naegleria lovaniensis, 462 nucleotides long. RefSeq lists its product as uncharacterized. Gene Ontology annotation, cellular component: myosin II complex. The transcript has a single exon. Gene Ontology annotation, molecular function: calcium ion binding. The record is from RefSeq and is a predicted model, not a curated record. Lineage: Eukaryota; Heterolobosea; Eutetramitea; Acrasida; Naegleriidae. The coding region runs from base 1 to 462 and encodes 153 amino acids.
AUGCCAAAACUCACACAAGAACAACUCUCUGAUGCUGAAGAUGCUUUCAGAUUGUUCGACAAGGACAGUGACGGAAAGAUCCCAAUCGAGGAACUUGGUAAAUUGAUUAGAGUUUGUGGAAAGAACCCAUCGAACAAGGAUGUUGAAAGAUGUGCUCAAGAAAUUGAUCCAUCCAAGUUGGGAUAUUUCACAUUCUCUCAAUUGACUUCAAUCUUGGAAUCUAAAACAUUUGUUGCAGAUAAUGAACAAAGAGUGAAGGAAUGUUUCAAAAUUUUCGAUCGAGAUGGAACUGGAUUUGCUCCAUUGACUGAAAUUCGUUAUGCUUUGGUCAAUUUGGGUACCGGAAGUGAUAACUUGGCAAGUGAACAAGCUGAUGAAAUUUUCAAAUAUGCAGAGACUGAUGACUCUGGAAAUUUGAACUAUUCAUUGUUUGUUAACUUUUUAAUGCCAUCCAAACAUUAA